AUUUAAUUCAAAUAGUGAGUUCGAAUCGAUUACCCUUAAAAUCAUCUAUAAAUUCUGUACUUUAAAACUUUAAAUAAAUACUAUGUGUUUGCUCUUAAUAUGACUCCUCUAAAGUUGUCAUUAAUAUUAUCUAGUUCUUUUUUAAUUGUCAUUCUCUUUCUUAUUUAAAAGAAGCAAAACAGAAUCCUCUCUUUUGACUCUUUUGAUUUUGGUGUUUUAUUUUCAUUCAUUCAUCUUUAAAUCACUAAUCUUCUGUUUUGAGAAAUCUUAGAUCUGCUUUUAUCAACGAAUUCAAACCUCAUCAACAAAAAUCAGUAUAUAAAUAAACUUAGAGAUCAAGGUGGAUGAAAAGGAAGAAGCUUCUCCAUCAUCUUUGGUUAUGAAAAAACAAGAUCCAUCUCAACCUACACAUCAAGGUAAUGAAAAGAAAAAACAUUAUAGAGGAGUUAGGCACAGACCAUGGGGAAAAUGGGCAGCUGAAAUAAGAGAUCCUAGAAAAGGAGCAAGAGUAUGGCUUGGCACAUUUGAAACUGCUGAAGCUGCAGCUACUGCUUAUGAUGAAGCUGCUUUGAAGUUCAAAGGAAACAAAGCCAAGCUUAAUUUCCCUCAACUCAUUACUCAUUCGCCGCAAUCGGAUCCAUCGCCAAUACGUAAUAACAAUAACGUUUCGUCUCAAUCUUCAUCUCCAUCUUUGUCAUUGCGGAGUAGUCCACAAAAGUCUCUUUUUCCGUUGUCAUCAACAACGGAAAAAGAGAUGUUUCCAAACCUUAUGCAAUAUGUGCAAGUGCUCUGUAGUAAGGACGAUGAAGAUCUUCGACGUGCUAUUAUAUGUCUUUACAAUAGUAGUAAUAAUAAUAGUAAUAGUAAUCAUUACGAUAAUAAUAAUGAACGAUUUCGUUAUUAUAAUUUGCCACCAUUCUUCUCAUCAAUGACACCAUCUUCUACUUCUAAAGACGGUGUUGUGUCUAGGAUUGGAGAUUGUCGUCCUUUAGAUACGAGAAGUGGUCUUGAUGAAAGGAACACGAGAGGGUCGUAGUACCUAUAUAAGUGAUUUGAAUUCUUUUUGAUUGUCAAAUAUUGUAGUUGAUAAACAAAGAUUGAACCGUUUAUAUUUGCCUUGAACCAUUCAUAUUGAAUGUAUUUAAUUUUGAAUUUUAUUUAAAA
Messenger RNA from Lathyrus oleraceus (garden pea), 1164 nucleotides. Its product is annotated as ethylene-responsive transcription factor ERF113. The coding region runs from base 380 to 1036 and encodes 218 amino acids. The record is from RefSeq and is a predicted model, not a curated record. Gene Ontology annotation, molecular function: DNA binding; DNA-binding transcription factor activity. Gene Ontology annotation, biological process: ethylene-activated signaling pathway; regulation of DNA-templated transcription. The transcript has 2 exons. Lineage: Eukaryota; Viridiplantae; Streptophyta; Magnoliopsida; Fabales; Fabaceae.